Molecule: messenger RNA, 1143 nt
Organism: Pseudomassariella vexata
Lineage: Eukaryota; Fungi; Ascomycota; Sordariomycetes; Amphisphaeriales; Pseudomassariaceae
Product: calcineurin-like phosphoesterase
Exons: 1
Coding region: 1-1143 (380 amino acids)
Cellular component (GO): cytoplasm
Molecular function (GO): hydrolase activity, acting on ester bonds
Source: RefSeq, a predicted model, not a curated record
AUGUCUCUUACUAGCUUGAGAUUUUGGAUCCUCUUCCUCACAAGUUUCCUGAUUCUCGUCCUUUUAUUUUCGGCCAUCUCACCCGGGGAUCGAGACUUCAUCCACCCCCGACUUCAACUCGACCAGUCUGGAGCAUUGACCAUUGCCAUCUUCGCAGAUCUACACUAUGGCGAGGAAGAGAACGGAUGGGGUAUCGAUCAAGAUAUCAAGUCAACGCAUGUGAUGCGUAAUGUAUUAGGCAUGGAGUCGCCCAGCCUCGCCGUUAUCAACGGGGACUUCAUCACAGGCGAGAAUACAUUUCGGGAGAACAGCACUGAAUACGUACAUCGCAUUGUGGCACCACUAGUUGCCCACGACCUCCCAUGGGCGAGUACCUACGGAAACCAUGACUCGAAAUUCAACUUGUCACGUGAAGCUUUAUUCCAGACGGAAACAUCCUAUCCUCAGUCUUUGACCAGACAAAUGGACCCGAGCCUACCUGGUAUGACGAACUAUUACUUGUUGAUCUACGGUCCUCCGUCUGGAAAUGAAGAGCGGCCGGUCGCUGUCUUGUGGUUCUUCGACAGCCGUGGGGGCGCAUCAUACCAGCACGAACCCGCAAACGAAGACGACAUCCCCAACUGGGUGGCUCCAGAAACCGCACGCUGGUUCUCCACGCAGCACCAGAACCUCAAGGCGGAUUAUGGUAUCCUCCUCAGUCUAGCCUUUGUACAUAUCCCUCCUCACGCCUUUCUCGACGCCCAAAAGGGAGGCUUGGAUCCCUCGCACUUUCCCGGCGUCAACGAUGAUGUACCUGUCGCCAUCCAAGGAAAAGGUAGUGAAGAUACUGCUUUCGUGGAUGCGCUGCUCGCAACUGAGGGGCUACACAGCAUAUAUGUUGGGCAUGAUCACGGGAAUGCGUGGUGCUCGACAUGGCCUGGGAGAGAGAAGGCCCCCUUCUUGUGUUGUUCGAAACAUUCUGCCUACGGCGGCUACGGGACUUGGAAUCGUGGAGUGCGAAUGGUCCGGAUAUCAUUUGGUGAUGGCGCGAAAGGGUGUGAGGUAGAAACGUGGGUAAGAAUGGAGAAUGGAGACAUUGUAUCGCGAGUCUCUCUGAAUGAAACUUAUGGGAUCGACGUGUACCCAACCGCUGAUGGGGAAUGA